AUGGGCAUUGGCUUUUCUAUUUUAUUUCUGUCCCUUUUUGGGAUUUGUCUUCGCGGUUUGUCUGGGAUGUCAUUGGAGGAUGUGGUUUUUAUGAGAGAGAGAAGAGUUUGGAUGGUGGGGCUGGGACCAUUCUUGGGCGAUAGGAUUACAAUGGUUUUGGAGGGGAAUAACUCCAAACGGGCGAACGGCUUUUCUUUGGAGCAGCGCAUGCAAAGCAGGGUAAAAGUCGAUGAGAUGCAGCUGGGUCCGCGUCCGCGGUACGGACGUUAUGCACGUGACGGCAUACCGGGGAUGAUUACAACUUGUCGUGUAGGAGUGCGUCGUUUCUUAUUUCAAGUCAACCGUUCUUCUGGGGUUGCGACGUUGGCGGUUGAGAUCAAAAGGGGGGGGGAAGAGGUUUCUGUGUGA
Messenger RNA from Colletotrichum tamarilloi, 408 nucleotides. RefSeq lists its product as uncharacterized. Bases 1 to 408 code for a protein of 135 amino acids. The transcript has a single exon. Lineage: Eukaryota; Fungi; Ascomycota; Sordariomycetes; Glomerellales; Glomerellaceae. The record is from RefSeq and is a predicted model, not a curated record.